GUCUUCGACGCGCAUCACAGCGUGCACCGACAUCUCUCGUCAGCUCCUCUCAGAUCAGUCAUCCUCCCAUCGAGUCAGAACCAGUCAGCCGCCUCGGCCGCGAUAGCCCCGUUUGCACGCACUGUUCCCUGCGAAUGCCUCAAACACAUCAGUUCUUCCAUGCGGGCCAGCCGCAGUAUGCGCCUCCUGUCCUCCGCGCGCCGUCGCCCUCUAGCUCAAUCGGGACGGAAUACGGCCCUGAUGAGACGUCUCUGGAAGACAGGGACCUGAGUCAGGAGGCGUUCGAGAGGAAAUGCGAGGACAGGCUACGCCUCAGACAGCCGCGUCCGGAGGAAAUGCGAGCAAUGGAGGAUCCGCUCAUGCGACCUCGCCCGAAGACUGCCACCGAGGAGAAGGUCAUGUUCGAGAUUGUCAUGAAGAAGCUGCGCGAUCGUGUCAAGCAACUCGAAGAAGAUGAGCUCUUUGAACAGAUGCUCCUCCGCGGGACGCAGAUCGGUCUUGAGCAACCAUCAUCCGACGAUGUCGACGGUAUCAUGCGCAGUCUCAUGGUGGCCUCCGUCGAGGCGCCACCAUUCGCUAACUCAUUCGCUCCUGCGACACCAUGGAGCCCUACUCUUGCGCCGAUCGCGGGGUCGACUGGAGGGGACACGGAGUCGGGUGCCGCUACCUCAGGGAAGCGUCCAACACGGAAAGGGAAGAGUAGAAAGGCAUGACGGAAUACAAGGACUACGUCUAGUAAUCCCAACAGUACGUGAGCAGGACAGUCGAUAA
This is a messenger RNA of Rhodofomes roseus, 771 nucleotides long. RefSeq lists its product as uncharacterized. The coding region runs from base 135 to 713 and encodes 192 amino acids. Lineage: Eukaryota; Fungi; Basidiomycota; Agaricomycetes; Polyporales; Fomitopsidaceae. The transcript is spliced from 3 exons. The record is from RefSeq and is a predicted model, not a curated record.